Molecule: messenger RNA, 771 nt
Organism: Teleopsis dalmanni
Lineage: Eukaryota; Metazoa; Arthropoda; Insecta; Diptera; Diopsidae
Exons: 2
Coding region: 1-771 (256 amino acids)
Biological process (GO): DNA integration
Molecular function (GO): nucleic acid binding
Source: RefSeq, a predicted model, not a curated record
AUGGUCGAUAUAACAGCUCAAAAUGUUGCUACUACACUUAUCAGUGGUUGGAUAUCCAGUUAUGGUAUCCCAUUAUAUAUAACUACGGAUUUAGGAAAGCAAUUCGAGUCAGCUGUUUUUAAAAAAUUAAUGGAGUUCCUGGAAGUUAAACAUUUACGUACCACACCGUACCACCCACAAUCAAAUGGUAUUAUAGAGCGUUGGCAUCGUUCAUUAAAGUCUGCCAUCAAAUGCUCUGAAACAAAUAGCUGGAGCGCUGCUCUUUCAUUGAUACUGCUUGGCAUGCGUACCGCCGUUAAAAGUAAUAUUGGAUUAAGUCCCGCCGAAAUGGCUUUUGGUGCACCUUUGAGAAUUCCCGGCGAAUUCUUAGUUCCUCGAAAUAAUACUGCUAGUGAGACAGAAUUCACUCAAGCGCUUCACAAAGCAAUACUCAGUCUCCCUUCAACAAAUCCACAACGACAUGGUAAUUAUCAACAGUUCAUACCUCCAUUGUUAGGUAAAUGUAAAUUCGUGUUUGUAAGAAUCGAUCGAGUUCGAACACCGUUACCAAUCUACGAAGGAUCGUUUGAAGUAAUAAAUAAGUAUGAAAAAUGUUUCAUCCUGAAAAUCCAUCAACGAGAAGUCAAAAUAUCAAUCGAUCGUCUAAAAGCAGCUUAUUUAUUUAACGAUACAGCAAAUGCUAUACCAAUAAAUCCAUUUUUUAGUCAUAGUAGUAGUAAAAUUCCUUCAGCAAAAGUUGAAAGAAAAACUUCAAAUGCGUUAUGGUUGUAA